Molecule: messenger RNA, 1311 nt
Organism: Caenorhabditis bovis
Lineage: Eukaryota; Metazoa; Nematoda; Chromadorea; Rhabditida; Rhabditidae
Source: the annotation of a GenBank genome assembly
AUGACUGAGCCUCCUUUCUGCGAACAGGCUCUUGUUAUUGUCCUCGCCAAGGAAUUGGUCCUCGAGUAUUGCAAUUAUUGUCUUACGAAGACGCAGGCUCUGAAACGAUGCAGUGCUUGUAGAAUGAUGGCCUAUUGCUCGCCACAAUGCCAGAAAAAUGAUUGGAGACAACACAGACCCGAAUGCAAAGCGAUUGUUGCUCGCAGAUUUGUGGCGGAUGAUGGCAUUCGGUUGGUCAUGCGUCUUGUGCAGCUCUAUGAGGCCAAUAUCAUCACCCCAGCGACUGAUCAAGAAGGUCCAAGCGGAACUCGAACCUUCUACGAUCUUGAAGAUGGAGGGGAUCGACUAAAUAGUUCAGCAGAGGCUUUUCUGGACACAUUUAAGAAGUUCGCGAUCGCUCCAUUCUCUACAGAUGAUGUUGUGAAACACAUGUAUAAAAAAGUGGCGAUGAACAGUGUCUCGGCCAGUAAUCCAUUCGGGUCUCAUAUUGGAAUCGCAUUAUGUAUUAAGCUCACUGCGGCGAGACAUUCGUGCAAACCAGCGACCAGAGUGGCGUUUAGAAAUCGUCUUGUGAUGUUAGUGCCUACCUCGAAGUGCCCAAUGAAUGUUGAGAGUGCCUGUCAUUCUUAUAUCGAUGAGUUACAACCGGUAAACACGCGUAAGAAGAUUCUGAAGGAAAAGUAUGGAUUUGAUUGUGAUUGUGAAGGUUGCCUUGAUAAUGAACGAAAUGAUCGCAUGGAGGCAUUCUGUUGUGGGAAUUGCACGAAUGGAUGGAUAAAGAAUGCGGAAAAUGCUACAUGUUCAACAUGCGACUGGAAAAUGACUCCUGAGCAUUUUCAAAUGUGUCAAAUUGCGGAAAAUUCUGCCAUUCAAGGCGAGCCGAUUCUAAUGCAGGACGAUGUUCCAAUGAACAAGCGAAUUGAUAUGGGGGAGAAGCUGUUGUUCAUGGCGAACAAUACACUUCAUCGAUACAACGUGCUGAGACUUCCCAUUUAUCGUUUACUGUUCGGAGCAUCGGUGGUGACCAAAAAUAUUCCGCUUGCAAGGAAAUACGGAUUGGCGAUGUUGGAGUUGCAACUCCAAUAUCAAAAUGAAAACGAUCUUGCCAUUUUGUACCACAAACUUCGCCUCGCUCAAAUUAUGAUUGCUGGAAAUGCGAUUGAUAUUGCCAAACAAUUAUUGGAAUCUAUUUAUAAGCCAUAUGUCGAGAUUUUCGGAAUGGAAUCUUUGGCAACCAAUAAUAUCAAAUUAAUGCUCAACGGGAUUAAUCAAUCGGCGACUUCUUCAAUUCCUUCGCCACCAUCUUUAUAA